AUGAUUUAAGAUAAAUUCGAUUUUGAAAAUUUAUGCAUCGAUUCUAUAUUUUGCUCAAAAGAGUUGUGUUAGUUAAACCAUUUCAGGGUUUUUGUUGGAGUUUGUAUAGAUUAUUUAAGGAUAGAAUAAAAAUUUAUUAAUGAUGGGGGAGAUCCAGAUGAUUUAUUAGAAAAGAAAUGCCAUAACAUAGAUUGCAAAUUAUGGCACUUUAAUAAUGAAAAAUUAUAAGAUUAAUUAUAAAAAUAACCCGUUAAUGGUGUGUUUCCAUUUAAUUUAUGUCCUAAAGGUUGUAAUUAAUAAGAUUGUAAACUUUUGCAUAGAGAAUGGGCAUAAAAUAUAUGUGUUAAUUUUAUUUUUAACAAAUGUAGAAAUUAAGAAAAAUGUGAAUUUUAACAUAAAAAUUGGGCAUCUUUGAAAGAAGAAGCUUAUGGUUGUUGUUAAAUAAAAGCAACUACUCCUGAAUUAUUAUGUGAAAAAGAGAUGUGCAAUUGCAAUUAACAUCCUGCAUUUUUAUGAGAUUAUUGCAUUUUAUAUAUAAAGGGAUGGUGUCCAAGAAAGUAAUGUUUGAAAAAUCACAUUGAAUGGGAAAAGAUUAAUCGUAAAAAAGGAUAAUAAAAUGCUUUAAAAUCUUGUAUUAUUCUAAAAUAAGAAUAAAGAAAAAAUAUUAAAUAAAUUCCCGAUUUUGAAGAUUUAGAAUUAUAAUGUUUAUGUUAAAGUUCAGAGUUUAGUAAUUAUAAAAAAUGGUUUUCACAAUAAAAUAUUAUUGAUGUAGUUUUUAUUAUGGAUUUAACAGGUUCUAUGAAACCUUGGAAAGAUAUUAUGGAAAAAACAAUUGCUAAAAUAAUUGAUAAGUUUUUAAAAUCUAUAAAUGGUUAUUAAAUUAGAGUGGCUUUUGUAGGAUAUAGAGAUUUUUGUGAUAAGGAGAAAUUCUAUUUGUAUAAUUUUACAAAAAAAGUUCAAUAAAUUUAAGAUUUCAUAUUUCAAUUAGAAACUAAAGGAGGAGGAGAUGAAGCUGAGGAUGUAGUAACUGGAUUUGAAUAAGCAUUAAAACUCAACUUUUCUCAUCAUCCAGAAAGUUUAUUAUGUACUUUUUUACUUGCUGAUGCUCCUUGUCAUGGAAGAGAUUAUCAUAAUAUAAAAUCAGAUGAUUUAAUAAAUAAAAUGCCAAAAAAUUAUUUUGAAAAAGUAUUAGAGAAAUAUAAAUAAAUAAAAUAGAAUAAUUUCUUAUGUUGUAUUAAAAUUAACAAUAAAACAGAUAUUAUGUUUCAAAAAAUGAAAACUGUCUUUCCUCUUAUAAUUAUAACAACAGAAAAAAAACCAGAAGAUUUAAGUGAUUUAGUUAGCUUUACAUUAAGUCAUUCUGUAACUGAAUCAAGAAGAUUAAAAGACCUAACCAAUAAACAAUUCUUAUAUUUUAAAGCCAAAUAUGAGAAAUUUAAAUUAGACACAAUUACAGAUAUUAUAGAACCAAAUAAGGAGUAUUGGGAACUUUAUAAUUAGUUUGUUGAAACUUGUGUAAUAAUUGGUGAGACUGGUCUAAAAGUGACAUAAGAUAAAAAUGAAUUAAAUAAAGAUAAUAAUAAUUCAUCAAUUUAUAUUUUUAAGGCUUUUGAUGCUAUUAAUAAUAUAGAAAUAAUUUUAAAACUUCCAAAAGUAUUAGUUGAUAAUGACGGAAAUAAUAAUUAAUAAUAGAUUUAAAAUGCUGAAGAAUAAGCAAAAGUAUGGUUUUAUACUUCUGCAUAUGCUUGCUAAAUGGCCUACUAAUUUAAUUGCUAAUUAAAAUAGGAAAAUAUAUUAGAUGAAAUGUUACCUAUUUUUUACCCUCAUCCAAUUUUAUAUCAAUUAAAUAGUCCAUUUUAUGGAGUCUUUUAAAUAUAUGGUGAAACCUUUAUUAAUUUCUAAUACAAUUUUGAAUAAUACACCUCAAAUAUUAAUUAAUGUAAACCAGAUAAUUAUUUUUUUUCAGCAUUUAGUCACUUUUCAUUUGAAUAGAGUGAAAAACUUUUUGUAAUUACAGAUUUACAAGGAUGCAAUAAUCUUCUAUCCAAUCCUUCUAUCUAAACCAGUUAAUAAUGGUCAUCUAUUUUAGAUUAAAAUUCAAAUAAUUAAAAAGAAUUAGGAAUUCUUAAUUUUAUACAACAUCAACACAAAAAUUGUAGUUACUUAUGUUAAAAACUAAAUCUAAAUAAACUAUAACUAAAUAAUAAUCUAGAUCUAAAUAAAUGCUCAAAUGUGCAACUUUAACAUAAAUGUGGAAUUUGUAAUCUUUGUGGCGAAUUUGUUUACGAAAACUUCGAUAAGACUUUGUUAGAAUAGGAAGAUCAAAUUUAUGAAAAAAAAAAAUUUAUAUUUUAAUGUGAUUAUUGUUUAACUAAUAGAGCUGCUCCAAUCUAAUUAGCAUGCAUGUGUUGUAAGAAGAUUCACAUUAUUGAUUAUCCUUCGAAGCGUUUUAAAUAGAUGUAAUUCUUAAAUUUGUGUCUUGAAUGUAAAUAAGAAUGUUAUGGAUCCAGAAAACCAGAGUGUCAUUAUUGUAAGGAAAAAUGUCAGAAGUUAAUAAAAACACUUCAAAUCAAUGAUUAAACUAUUUAUGUUUGCGAAAAUGCUUAUCGGUAUCUUUAAGCUUUUUCGUGCAAAAAAUGCAAUAAACCAUAUAAUAUGGAAAGUAUUAUUUCAGUUGAUGAUUAUACUCAAAAAAUGUUUAUCUGUUGUUGA
Paramecium sonneborni is the source of this 2712-nucleotide messenger RNA. Lineage: Eukaryota; Ciliophora; Oligohymenophorea; Peniculida; Parameciidae. The record is from the annotation of a GenBank genome assembly.